This is a messenger RNA of Anoplophora glabripennis (Asian longhorned beetle), 1036 nucleotides long. RefSeq lists its product as uncharacterized. Lineage: Eukaryota; Metazoa; Arthropoda; Insecta; Coleoptera; Cerambycidae. The record is from RefSeq and is a predicted model, not a curated record. Bases 1 to 807 code for a protein of 268 amino acids. The transcript has 3 exons.
AUGACUGUUUCCGGCAAGAUCGUCGAUGUUGAAGUGAAAUCGAAGUAUUGUAAGUCUUGCGAACAUUGUAAGAAUAAAGUAAGGACCAUUGAAAAUGAAUGGCAGGAAACGCACGCAGAUCAUUGCCAAGCAACCCACGAAGGCUCCUCCCGUAAGAUGGAGGUGGAUGGCGUGAUGGAGAUGUUUGCUUGCUCCGAAUGCUUAUAUACGGAAUCAAAUACGCCAAUUACAUCGGCGAUGGAGACAGCAAAACAUUUAAGGGCGUCGUUGACAGUCAUUCAUAUGAAAAUUUUGAAGAGAAAAAAAAAAGUGCAUCGACCUUGUCCAGAAAAGGAUGGGCACACGGUUGAGAAACCUAAAAAAAAAACAAAAGGUGGAAAAGGAAAACAAAAUAUAUGGGCAACGUUUCACAAACUUUCAACCGACAACCCUCAGCACGACAACUGCUCAGAAUCUUGGUGCGAAUGGAAGGAGGCGAAAGCAGUGGGAUCGUUAGAUACUUUCCAUCAUAAACCAUCAUUAUUGAAAGACGUUUACGCAGCCAUCAAGCCAAUUUAUGAGGAACUAAGCCGAGAUGAGUUGCUGAACCGUUGCUUAGGUGGCUACACACAAAACAGUAACGAAAACUUCAAUGCUACUGUUUGGAAUUUAGCUCCAAAGUCCUAUUCAAGUGGCAAAACAGUCUUAGAUAUAGCCGUAAAUAUAGCAGUGUGUAACUUUAAUGAAGGCUUAACAAGCAUACUAUGGAUUAUGAAGGUACUGGAUGUAUUGGCAGUCUUACAAUUUUUGCCUGGAAACCUACGCUAAGCACAUUGAACACGGCGAGCGCUCUUUGUCAGAUGCAGCAAAGGCGGCACGCUCUAUCAUAAAAUCGUUAAGUAAAGAAAUCGAGGACAAAUAUUUGGACACGGAAGUGUAGCUAUAUGCUCCUGGGAUUGGGGGACCGUCUAGCCGGGUGUCUUAGCCGAUGGAUUUCAUUCGACCGAGGUAAGCAUCACGGAGGCAGGCUGGAACUUGGAUGGGUGACCUAAGACAG